CCCCGGGCGUGCAGUGUACAUGGUGUGGGCGGCGGCGAGUCAGCGGCGAAUCCCCAAGGACUCAACUCCGCCUCAGUGCACUGCCGGACUCGCUGGCUGUAGGACCGAAACCCUCGACCGAGCGAGCCGUUCACGCCUCGACCCCUUUUCACCUUCGUCCUUGGGUCCGCACGUGUCCCCGAGUCGUCGGAUUUCGGCCCAACCGACGGACCCCGAACCAUGCCGUUCCUCGGGACGAAUUAGUCGGGAAUCUCGUGUCGCGGUGAUGACAGGUGUGCGAAGAGAGAGGAGGGAGAAUGGCCGAGAGAGGAGCACGUGUGAGUGAGAGAAUCGCGGGGAUCUCGCCGCCGCUCUCAGUCACCGCCACUUUUACCAGGCGCAGGAAUGAGGUCACCGCCACCCGCGCCCGACAGCUGAGUCCUUGAAUGCAGCCCGACCGGCGGCGACAGGCGAGCGAAGGCGCGUGGGCGUCCGAGGGCCGCGCGGGCGUGAGACAUGGCGUGGCGGUCACCUGCGAGCCUGUCCCGGUGGGCGGCGAGGGCGGUGGUCGCGGGCGUGGUCAGGGAGACGGAGCACCGGCUGCGCGGCUGCCUCGCCCUCGUGCCGGCGGAGCUGCUGAUCGCGAGGGCGACCGCUGGGCUCCUCCUCAGGAACAGGGACUCGGGCGACAGCGACGAGGAGGACGACAGCCUGACGGAGACGGAGACGGAGGAGGAGGAGGAGGAGGAGGGCGUGGGCGUGGGCGGGAGGACGGCGAAGGGCGACGUGAUGGACCACGCGCUGCGCCUCGCCAAGGAGCACGUGCGGCGCGUGGAGCGUUGUGGGCGCAAGCUCCCCGGGCAUCGCGCGUCGCCAGGCCACACCUCCGGGAGGCGCUCGACGCGAUGACGGAGGUGAACCCGAAGUACGACCAGGACUUUCCGACGCAUCUGACGCGCCUCCUGCUGAAGCUGGUGCUGCUGGACGCCGUGUUCGUCGACCGGGACUACGGGGACAAGGACCGGCGGUGCGUGGUGCCCUUCGCGUGGGAGCGGUGGUUUGCCCGCCUCGUGGCAAGGCUCGGCCCUUUCACUCACCUCCAGGAGCUCCAGGUCUAUGGGGGGAUGUACCCGAGUAUCCUGGCGGCGAUCCUGAAGGGCGCGCCGUUCCUCACCUCGCUCCUCAUCUCGCACAUCAACAUCACCGACGAGAUCCUGCUGGUGGCCGGCCGCUUCUGCCCGCGCCUCGAGAAGCUCUACCUCCUGCACAACUACCCGUGGCAGGUCAUCUCCCUGAAGGCUUUCUGCGCCGCCUUUUUCGACGGCGCCUCCAAAAGGGACUUGGUGAGAGUGAUGAGAGCGGGCUGCGAGGGGAACAUAAGGAGGACCUUUGAUUCGCUCACAGAGGUCGACCUCGCCUACGGUGAGAUAGAAGUGGCGAAGGAGUUCCAUAAAUUUCUGUUGUCUUUCUAUCCCAACCUGACGAGCAUCAGCUGCGAGUGGAGGACGAAUAUGUUCGAGGACGGCUACUCCAGCCACGCCUACGACGUUCUGUUCCCCAUCAUCUCGAAGGGGCAACAGGUGUCUCUGAAGCGCGUGUAUCUAGACGGGGUGACGCUCUACAGCACGGGGCGGACGCGCCUGCAGCAGAUGGCGUGGAGCUGCCCGGCCGUCACGUCGCUGGCGCUCGACUGCAGCACGAGAGGGAGCCCCAGGGUCUACGAGACGGCAGGCAGGCAGCUGACGGAGCUGCUGUCGGAGUGGACGCACUUCUCGGAGCUGCAUGCGAACGUCAGUUACGAGGACCACGUCACGCACACCAUGCUGGCCCCUGCCUUGCGGGUCCACGGGGGAAGGCUCACCUCCCUCACCCUCGAGGCCUCCAGCCCCGGCCAGCGGCUCCACGUGGCCACCGUGUGCCUUCUCGUGCAGCUCUGCCCCGUGCUGGCGUCGCUCAGGCUCCGGGUGUGGAGCCGGAGCAUGCUGGAGGCGCCGGCCACACAGCCCUCGCCGCCGCUGUCCCUGCACUGCGCCCACCUGGAGGAAUUCUGUCUGCACGAAGAUGGCCCCGGCGACCAGGAUGACCCAGUGGCCGAGGAGGGACACCUGGCCCGCUGGACGGGGCUCAUGGAGACGAUAAUGACGGCAUCCCCUCUGCUGGCCACCCUCAGCAUCAGCAUCUGCCGCGGCGUGGCUCCGCUCAUGGACAAGUUACAGAGUGAUAUUCAUGUCCUUCACCUCCACGUGACAGAUGGCUACGAGUGGGAGCCAUCGGUGGAGCAGAUCUGCCAGCUGGUGAGCCGCCUGCCGCGCUUGCAACACCUGUUCCUGGAAGAGGUGUCCGGCCGUGUGUUCUGGCGAGUGCGACGUCGGUACCAGUACACGGGACUUCGCGUGUACUGGGGCAACCUGCACGGCUGGCCGAGGACCUGACCCGCGUCCUGGUGAAUGAUGGCGGGCGUGGGAAGGGCGGUUGACUGGAUAGCGAGAUGCGAUAGUGCUGAAAAUCUUACUGUAAGGAGGUCGUGGCUGUGUUUAUGAAGUGCUUUCGGAGGCGGAGAUAGUACAGCGGUGCCUAUUGCUCAACAUUUAAGUUAGAUGACAAAAGACAGCAUUGAAUAUAUAGACACGUAACAGUGAAUCUGUUUCAGAGAAAAGCUUCAAAAUGGAAUAUGUCGUAACAAAAGUAUUAGAUACUAUUAGAAGCCCAGUACUAUAUAAAUAUAUUAUUUGAAAAUAGAUAUAAAUUUGAUUUCCCAAAGAUUACAAAUAUUGCCAACGUGUUGCGGAGUUUACAAAAAAAAUACCAAUAAUGUUAUAUAUUCUCCUUUUCAAAAGAAAAGUUCUGAAAAUCACGAAUGAGACUGUAGCAAGUAAAAUUUUUAUACAUUUC
This is a messenger RNA of Penaeus vannamei (Pacific white shrimp), 2871 nucleotides long. RefSeq lists its product as uncharacterized. Lineage: Eukaryota; Metazoa; Arthropoda; Malacostraca; Decapoda; Penaeidae. The record is from RefSeq and is a predicted model, not a curated record.